This is a messenger RNA of Ostertagia ostertagi, 1119 nucleotides long. The record is from the annotation of a GenBank genome assembly. Lineage: Eukaryota; Metazoa; Nematoda; Chromadorea; Rhabditida; Trichostrongylidae.
AUCACAUUUUCUAAGGAGAACAAACUCUACUUACUAUUCCUAUUGGUAGGCGUGUCGCCGCUGUCGAAGAAGAAGAUCGCAAAGGCGGCUGAGAGUUAUCGUGCUCAGGAGAGAACUAUCGAACUUGGCCACAAAGGUCUUGACAAUCUCGAGCAGAUUCUGUUGAAAAAUUCUGACCCAUUACCAAAUCGUACGUUUGUAGACGAUGGAGCCGCUGAAAUGUGCGAAUCUGGACGAGCUCAGUGUGUUCAACCAUUUGCGAAAAUUCGUCCACUGAUCGUGACAUCACCAGCUCAUCACCUGAUGUCAUGUAUCAUUCAAAAAAGCAUGUCUACAGUGAUGUCAGCCAUAUUCUGUUUUCUCGUCCGCGAAAAGGAGUUUGUAGAUGCUGGACGAAGUAUUCUAAGGGAAUAUCCCGAUAUAAGGCUUUGCGAAGGAAAGAACGAAUUCAAGAGUGUGAUGGACAUGCAAGAAGGAUUGUCUUUACAGCGUGGACAUCUUGACGAGUGGCACUUCAGUAUGGUCACUCGAGAGCCUGUCGAUCGGUUUUUGUCAGGUUUCAUUGACCGAUGUAUACGGGUUGGAGAUUCGUGCUUCGGAUGUGGCAGCAAUAUGACUUGUUUCCUCGAGGAGGAGUACAAAAGGUUUUCGGUUUACAUCGCGGCUAGGGAGAAUAUCCGUUCCACUGAUCUUUCCAGGGCUGGCGAGUAUGCAUUUGCCGAUAAAAACGGCCUCACUAGACCAAGAUUGACCAAUGAGGAUAUUCACGUUUUUCCACAAAACUGGCGGUGCGACAUGGAUGACUUCUACGAUAGAUAUCAGUUCAUACGGUAUUCAAACGAUCCUAGUGGUUCGCUUUUGGAGGAUUUGACACCGUUGCUGAGGUGUCGGAAUCUGCGAUCGGCUACAUUUCGGAAUCACUCCGUUCCUGGACGUACUGCCCACAGUACUGUCAAGUCAGCAGCACGAACGUUUCUAGAAGAUCGAAUUCGUCAAAGCCCAUAUCUCAUGGAAUUGGUUGUUCGUUUAUUCUACUACGACUACAAGCUGCUCAACUACACGUUGCCAGAUCUGGACCGGCUUCCUGAACAGGAAAUCCCUCAAACCACUUUAUCUACG